GGCAGUUUUAGUUAUUUAGGUUUUUUUCUUCUUUGUAUACGAACGGUGACAUGGCACCGCACCGACAGUCAUAUUAAUGGCUGCCGAAUCUGGGAGGCUGCCGGCAGGACAAGGUCAAGGAAAACGGGGCAAAGGUGCACAGAUGAAAAGUCCAGAGAAAAAGAAGAGAAAAUCCAGCACUCAGGGAGCUGCAUUCUCCCACCUUUCUGAGUUUGCGCCCCCUCCCACUCCUAUGGUGGACCACCUUGUCGCUUCCAACCCUUUCGAUGAUGACUUUGGCCCACCGUCACGUCCAGGAGCAGGGGCUGGGGCUCCGUUCCUGCCCAGCCCGGGAGGUGGCGGUGCUGGGGGCUAUGGAAGUGGGGGCCGGAUGGGAGGGGGUAUGGGGUUCAUGGGAGGUCCGGGGGGGCCAGGUGGCGGGCAACCCAAUCGUAGACCACCUUUCGGGCCCCCGCCACCCAACGCAGGGCCCCAUCACCAGCUGGGCUUUGGGGGCAUCCCUGGCUUUGGGGGUGGUGGGGGAGGUGCUGGUGGGGGAGGCUUCCCCCCUGGUGGGCCCUCGCAGUUCAGCAUGCCCCCUAACUUCAGCCCCCCCAUGCACCCCGGCCCUGGUUUCAACCCCAUGCUCUCUCCUGGAGGCAUGGGUGCUCCAGGAGGGGGGGGUCCCCCACACCCACGUUUCGGAAUGCCACCACAACAGCCCCAGCAUGGACAAGGGGGUGGGCACCCGUUCAACAGCCCCCCCUUACCUGGUGGGGCAGGUCCGAGAGGGCCCCCACAUGGCCCCCUCACCCCCAUGGCUGGCAUGCCAGGGGGAAUCAGCUUAAUGGGUGGCCUGGGAGCUGGUGGAGGAGGUGGAGGAAAUAUGGUGGGGGGGCUUCCUGGAUUACCCCCGCCAGGGCCGUUUCCUCCCUCUCAGGAUGGGCCCUACCCAGGUCCCAGCCCUCCUGGGGGUGAUGAAGGGAAGAACUUUGGUGGAGGAGUGGGACCACAAAGCAUGCCCCCAUCUCAGCAGCAGCAGCAAAACUUAAACCAGCCACCCCCUAACAAUGUCACCCCGGGGCCGCCCUCGUCCGCUGGGCCCCCGCCCCCUCAGCCCGGCGGAGGUGGCUUCCCUGGUCACCCUGAUGUCCAGCCACCCAACCCAAAUGCAGCCAACCAGCCUCCGUCCGUCCCGCCCCCCUCAAAUCCCAACUCCUCGCCAUCUGCACCGCUGAAUGGCCCCCAGCCUCCUCAGCAGCAAGUGUCCAAUCAGCUGCAAGGCCCUAAUUCUGCAGGUGCUCCCACAGGAAACCCUGCCCAGCAACAGCAGCCCACACCCCCCAGUUCUGCCCCUGGUCCCACCCCUUACAGCCAGCAGAACAGCGCACCGGGCCCAGCUCCCCUGCCCAGCCAGCCACCGGGUUCCGGUCCAGCCGCCAUGACAAAUAACGGCAACGCCAAUAGUUCCAGCAGCAAUCCCAACCCCCCCUCAAACUCUACUCCCACCCCGAGUACCCAGUCCCCACUGCCCCCUGGUCCCACCCCUCCAUCCGGUGCUGUGCCUGGGCCCCAAAAGCUCGGUGGCGGGAUGGUUUUCCCAUGCGGCUUCUGCCUGUCAGAGGUUCACGAUGACCAGGAGGCCAUCUUGUGCGAAGCGUCGUGCCAGCGCUGGUUCCACCGGGACUGCACGGGCCUGACCGAGCCGGCUUACGGGUUGCUGACUCGUGAGAGUGCCGCCGUCUGGGCCUGCGACUUCUGCCUCAAGACCAAGGAGAUCCAGGCCGUGUACAUACGUCAGGGCCUGGGCCAGCUAGUGGCUGCCAAUGAGGGCUGACGCUGUUUCGGGGAGCUUUCCUCUCCCCAGCCCAGUGCCAUGGGAGUGUUUUUUUUCUUUUUGUGUUUUUUAUUAUUUUAAGAAGUCUCACAAAUCGCUCUUUCAUUUCUUUUCUGGAUCAAGAGACACCCCGGUCACUGCCUUGGCAUCCUUUGCAUGGUGUCCUAACCCACUGACGCUGUCCCAAACCGCUACCUCACGUGCGCUGUGACUGACUGUCGUGCCGCCUGACAAUGUCACAGCAUGCACAACCAAGGCCUCCACUACACACUUCACCCACGGCCGUCCAUGCUUUACCCAUGGUCCUUAUAGACCUUCAAUGUGUCUGGGAAAGACCAGGCUGUAUAAAGGUGUAGAUAUGAACAUGUGAUGUUUUUUCUCCAUUUCACAUGGAUUGCAGGAAAAUCCAAUAAGAUGUACACUCCCUGCUUUAUUUUUUUUUGUAUUCAUUAGCUGGACACUUGAGAGCAUUGCAUUAAAUGCUAAAUGAAUCACAUUGUAUAGCAAAGUGUAUUGUAUCAUAUCAUACUUGUAUGGUGUUUGUACACUUCAAUGCAGUAAGAUGUUUGUUUUGUGUGGUCUCUGCUUGAGGCUGUAAGGUAAACUUGAUAAUUUGAACGAAAAAAUGUUAUCGCCUCGGUAAAGGCCUCUGUAAUAGUAUAACUUUUUUUUUAACAUAACUUUGUUAAAGUUGCCUUGUUUUUAGCAUCUCUCCUUAUGUUGUGAAUUUUGUACCGAUAUCUGUGCUGUUCUAUGUACUGUGUUGGUGACUUUCCAAUGGAGGAGAAGGUACUGAACUGAAGUAAAGAGGACAUUUUUGUACUUA
Messenger RNA from Brienomyrus brachyistius, 2642 nucleotides. RefSeq names its product pygopus homolog 2 (Drosophila) (gene pygo2). The coding region runs from base 77 to 1816 and encodes 579 amino acids. The record is from RefSeq and is a predicted model, not a curated record. The transcript has 3 exons. Lineage: Eukaryota; Metazoa; Chordata; Actinopteri; Osteoglossiformes; Mormyridae.